AUGUGCAAGCCAGCGUUUACUCCUCCCAGGAAUCCAGUAAAGAUUGACUUCGCUGGUGUGCGAACGCUGUACUUUCAGACGAUAGUUGCUGUACCAGCUACAGUGCUCGUCGAUUCCCACUGGAAUGAGCUGGUGAAAAUCAAAGACUACAAUGACAAUAUGAAAUUCGGUGAACGUGUGAGGCGGCUCACCGAUGAUAUUGACGUCGCUCAUUAUGCGUCUAAUGAUAAAUUCAUGGUGAAGAGUCGCGAAUUCGUUGUUGGGAGAAUGAAGAAAAAGAUCGACGACGGAUUCGUUCUUGCCGGCCGAUCGUGCAACGUCGACUCGAUUCCUUCGGGCAAGGAUGCCGUCAGAGGAUUUGUUCAUGUCGCCGCUGGCUGGUACGCACCAAAUCCAGAAGAUCCAGAGAACUCGUCCAUCUACGAAUACGUGGUUUCAAUGGAUCUCAAGGGAAUGAUAGUGAAAACCGUCGCUAACCAGGCUCUCGGAAAGAUGGUUCGUGAUGAUAUGGAGAACAAUCGGAUUUACGCCCUCAAAAUGGCUGCUCGUUGA
Ostertagia ostertagi is the source of this 552-nucleotide messenger RNA. NCBI's taxonomy places the organism in Eukaryota, Metazoa, Nematoda, Chromadorea, Rhabditida, Trichostrongylidae. The record is from the annotation of a GenBank genome assembly.